Messenger RNA from Aureobasidium musti, 324 nucleotides. The record is from the annotation of a GenBank genome assembly. NCBI's taxonomy places the organism in Eukaryota, Fungi, Ascomycota, Dothideomycetes, Dothideales, Saccotheciaceae.
AUGAACGCUGCGGUAUGCACUCCCACCACCGACGACGACCGCUCUCGUAAAAUCUCCUCCUGGACCCGAAAUGCUGACGGACGACCGAACACANNGGCUCCCGCUCUCUCCACGUCCAGAAGCACACUUGCUCCAACUGCGGCUACCCUAGCGCUAGCAUCAGAAAGUCAACACANNGUCAACUGGGGCGAGAAGGCCAAGAGAAGAAAGACCACCGGUACCGGCCGCAUGCGCUCAUUGAAGCUCGUCUCCCGCAAGUUCAGCAACGGCUUCCGCAACGGCACCCCCAAGGGCGCCCGUGGCCCCCAGAACGCCUCCGCCUAA